Panicum hallii is the source of this 676-nucleotide messenger RNA. RefSeq lists its product as uncharacterized. The coding region runs from base 185 to 676 and encodes 163 amino acids. Gene Ontology annotation, biological process: response to auxin. NCBI's taxonomy places the organism in Eukaryota, Viridiplantae, Streptophyta, Magnoliopsida, Poales, Poaceae. The record is from RefSeq and is a predicted model, not a curated record. The transcript has a single exon.
AGGCCCUCUCUCCUAUCCAACACCAAGCUUUAGUUUAGCACUAACUCUCUCAGUACAUUAGUACUCUCUUGAUGCCACCAACAAGCAAAUUCGCACCAAAGAACACCAUCAGAAUGACACAAAAUGGAUGAUGCCAAGGCCUUGAUCUGAUGCAUGGAGCCUGAACCUGAACAAUUCUCCCUACAUGUUGGAAACCUCCACUAGAUCAAUCCUGUUACUACUCUCUCACGAGCUGCUGUGUGUUCCUAGCCCAGCUCAAGCUUCUUGUGUGUCGAUGAAAGAGAUCAGAGCCAUGAGGGCGCUGCUGGAGCGGUGCCUGUCGUCCAAGAAGGCCGGCCAGGCCCGGGAGCCGCCGCCGGAGGGCUGCCUGGCGGUGUACGUGGGCGCGGCGAGGGAGCGGUUCGUGGUCCGGGCCGAGUGCGUCAACCACCGCCUGUUCCGGGCGCUGCUGGAGGAGGCCGAGGAGGCGCGCGGGCCCUACUGUUACGCGCCGGACGGCCCGCUCGAGCUGCCCUGCGACGCCGCCGCGUUCGCGCGCGCCGUGGAGGCCAUCGAGCGGGAGAUGGCCGAGGAGAGGACGGACGUCUGGUGCGGCGGCGCGAGGGCAGGGCACGCGGCGGCGCACCGGCCACCGGCGGUGAUCGGCGCCGGCGGCAGGCAGGUGACCGUGGGUUGA